This is a messenger RNA of Closterium sp. NIES-67, 2218 nucleotides long. The record is from the annotation of a GenBank genome assembly. Lineage: Eukaryota; Viridiplantae; Streptophyta; Zygnematophyceae; Desmidiales; Closteriaceae.
AUCUAAUGCCGGCCUGACGGUGUUAGGGGACCGCGUAGCUCUUUAUUCGCUUUCAGUCUCUAGUAUAUGCUGCGCUGCUGCUUCGCGUCCCUCAUCUGUCAGCCAGUCACCUUCCGCGCCGCGAGUAGUCACAUGGAGCGAGCAACCUAAGUUAUGAGUCUCGACCUCAUAGCCGUAGACACUCCGUGGAUUGUAUAUUAUCAGACAAUCUUAAUAACGGCAGAGUCGUGAUGCGUGAGGAGUCUAUUUUUGAGGCGCCGCAAAUCUAGUUAUGAGUCUCUUGACCCCAUGGCCGUAGACACUCUGUGGAUUGUGUUUUAUUAGACAGUCUUAUGCAGCGACAGACUCGCGAUGGGGGGGUGCUUCUCCAUACACGAAGAGCCUCUAUCUCCGCGGCAAAGUAAAAAGCCGCGCUCUCCAGGCCCAAAAGGGUCCCCUCUCGCGAGCGGUACGCCAAGGAGACCCAGGGCCUCGUCGCCGGGACGUAAAGAGCCCGAAGCAGCGCACGAAUACACCGUCGCUCCCGUGGACGUUAUUCUCGGGCUCAAGCCGUCGGGUAGCGUCGGCACAGGUGCAGACAACAGCGGUUACCGUGCCGAAACAGUUAAUAGCGGAGCAGUCAAUAGCGGUACGGUUAAUAGCGGGACAGUUAGUGGGGCUACUAGCGGGACGGCCAGUGGGCAGCAGAGCGCCGCGCCUAGUGGCGUGACACGUAAUGGCACCUCGUCACCACAUCUGCAGUCGCCACGUCAGCUACCCGCAUACCAGCGACAGCCACAUCAGCAGCCACCGCAUCACCAGCCGCCGCACCAUCAACCGCCACAUCAGCAGCCGCCAUAUCAGCAACCGCCGAAUCUGCAGCUGCCACACCAGCACCCGCCACAUCCGCACCCGCCAUAUCAGCAGCCGCCACACCACCAGCCGCCACCUCAGCAGCCGCAGCAGCCACAGCAGGAAGCGCUGCCGCAGCAGGAGCCAAGCCAGGUCCCCAGCCCAAGCCUCAGCCACGGUUCUAGCGUCGGCCCGAGCCUGACUCAGAGCCACGGCAGCCAGGGAGCGACAGCUGGGAGCGUGCAGAUAGCCGCCACCCUCCUUCAGUUCUCUUAUAACGAGUUGUUCGAGGCUACUAACGGGUUCAGCAGGGAGGGCAAGCUGGGGGAGGGCGGAUUCGGGAGUGUGCACAAGGGAAGGGUGCAUGUGGGAGGGGGGAAGAUGGAGGAAGUUGCUGUGAAGGCGCUGAACCAGGAGGGGUAUCAAGGCGAGGCGGAAUGGGUGACGGAGGUUCGGUACCUGGGCGCGCUGGGGCACCCGAACCUGGUGCGGCUGGUGGGGUACUGCAUGGAGGGCGAGCACCGGCUGCUGGCGUACGAGCUGAUGGAAUACGGCAGUCUUGAGAGAUACCUCUUCAGACGCAACGUGACCCCUCUGCCGUGGAACAUCCGCAUGAAGGUUGCCUUGCAUGCAGCGAGAGGCCUGGCGUAUCUGCACGAGGAGACGGAGGCACAAGUUAUUUACCGCGACUUCAAGGCGUCCAACAUCCUGGUGGACAGGGAGUUCAACGCCAAGCUGUCGGACUUCGGGUUGGCAAAGGAUGGGCCGGUGGGCAGCGACACCCACGUGUCGACGCGAGUCAUGGGCACGUACGGCUAUGCUGCUCCCGAGUACAUGCUCACAGGGCAUCUGACCGCCAAAUCUGACGUCUACAGCUUUGGUGUUGUCCUCCUGGAGAUAAUUUCCGGGCGGCGGGCAGUCGAGCGAAACUUUCCGCCCGGGCAGCAAAACAUAGUGGAGUGGUCGGCGCCGUUCUUUGCCGACCGUCGGAUGCUGGUCCAGAUCGUGGAUCAACGGCUGGCAAACCAGUUCUCGGUAAAAGGCGUGGUGAAAGCUGCCAGGCUGGCAUAUAACUGCUUAAAGAAGGAUCCCAAGGAACGGCCUCUCAUGUCCGAUGCUGUUCAGUCUCUAUCCGUGCUCCAAAACCUCACGGAUUUCCCACCAGCAGCACCAGCAGCACCAGCACCAGGUCCAGCAGCAGCAGUAGCAGCACCAGGAAAUCCAACAGCACAGCCACAGGGGCAAGUGUAGGAGUACCUUAGGGGUUGUGAACACAGUACAACUUUGCAUCACUCUUGCUGAGAUCCACAACUGUGGUUGCUAGGUCUUGCAGUAGCGAGUACUAAGUUAUCAGUCUAUUAGGUUAUUAAGUUUAUUAAGUUACUUG